This is a messenger RNA of Folsomia candida, 2071 nucleotides long. Its product is annotated as pancreatic triacylglycerol lipase. The transcript is spliced from 7 exons. Bases 194 to 1813 code for a protein of 539 amino acids. Lineage: Eukaryota; Metazoa; Arthropoda; Collembola; Entomobryomorpha; Isotomidae. The record is from RefSeq and is a predicted model, not a curated record. Gene Ontology annotation, biological process: lipid metabolic process. Gene Ontology annotation, molecular function: lipase activity.
UGAUACAGUACGUGCACAUACUUAACCCUGAUCUUUUGAACCUCUUGAAGAAAUCAUGUUGUGUUAAUUUUCUAACACACAUGAUUGUCAGCAUUUUUAUCCAUUACUACAAAUGAUUGCCCUUCGUGUUUAACCGUAAAAAACAUGUACAUAUUUCCAUACAAUAUCGCUGAAAUAAUUCAAUUGCAAGAAAAUGCAAUUUUACUUGAGAAACAGCAGAUUCGGAACAAUUGUCCAUUCUCUGCUAUAUCUUUUUGGUAUUCCUGUUUUCUUUGGAGACUACAAUAACUUGAACGAUUCAGAUAGUCGCGAGGGCAUUCUUCGUGAUUACGGUCUCUUGGUCAACAUUUCAAACACUACGACUGACAAUCUGUCAAGUCUCCUCACAGGAGGAGAAAAAUCGUUGGAUACAGAAAAAUGUUUUGAACCAUGGGGCUGUUUCAAACCAAAGUUUCGCCUCUUUCCAGACACAAUCCAAGACAUGAACCCCACCGUGUGUCUCUACACGAUGCCCAAAAAAAUCACUAGUAAAAAUGGUUGCGACUCGUGCCAAAUUGUUGACAAUGAGACCCUUCGACAACUCCAACACCUUGAACGUCCAGCAGCAGCUUCAGUCAUUAAUAACGUGUCAUCUAUCAGAGGUGGACAAAGCUACUGGAUCGUGCACGGCUACAUGGAAAAUGGAAACCGACCCUGGAUCAAGGAGAUGGCAUGCGAAAUCUUGGCACAGGAUGCAAAGGCGAAUGUUUUUGUCGUGGAUUGGGCGGAAGCCGCUAAGCCCCCCUACACUCAAGCCGUUGCAAACCUGGAGUUGUUGGCUGUAUAUUCAGCCAGAAUUAUGAGAGAUCUGCAAGAGUUGUACAGCCUGGAUUACAAAAAUGUCCACUUGAUUGGUCACAGUCUUGGAGCUCAUUUGGCCGGGUUCAUUGGAACCUGGGUAAAGGAUCACUUGAAUGAGACGGUAGGUCGAAUUUCGGGAUUGGAUCCUGCCCAACCUCAUUUUCAGGAAGUCCCACCUGAUGGCCGAUUGGGAUUUGAGGACGCAAAUUUCGUUGAUAUAAUUCAUACUGACGCUCGGCCCAUGCUGGAUGGAGGGAAUGUGGGGGUGGGUCUUGGGAUGCAACAGCCCAUUGGUCACGCCGACUUCUACCCGAACAAUGGGAGGGAGCAGCCUGGCUGUAAGGACGGAGUUUACAACGCCAUCCUACUCGAAGACGGCUCAUUCCUCUACGGUAUUAGAAGGUUCUUGGGCUGUGACCAUAUGCGUGCCUACGAAUACUUUACGGAAUCGGUUCGUUCUCAUCGCGUCGAUUCAUGCAAGUUCAUGGGGUUUGCCUGUUCAUCUUGGGACCAAUUUUCGUCUGCAAGAUGCAACACGUCCCUGGUGCCCAUAAAUUGGAUGGGGUUCAAUGCUGUGAAACCAUCCGAAGGGACAAUGAUAAGUUAUUAUCUAGUCACUUCCUCCAAAUCUCCAUUCUGCCGCAACCAUUACGUCGUGACCCUCAACCUGGCACAAGAGUCCUCAUACCGUUCGACCUCAGAGCUCCACCUCGUUCUAGGAGAUCCUGCGGAGGGAGACACUGCCACCCUAACUAUUGACUGGACGUACGGAACUUCGUGGAGGCAACUUGACUUACACCUACCUACGCGAAGGUCCUCACAUUUCAGGAAUGAAGAAACUCGUUCUACGGCCUGCCAUGUCCAACCCAUUGCUUUGGUGGGUGAAUCGGAUGGGUCCCAAGACUCCCGACCUCUCGCUCACCUCCAUCUCCAUAAAACACUUGGAACCAAACGUCAAACGAGGCGAGGAUAGUAAAAUCAUCUUUUGUCCAGUUGGUUCACCGUUUUUCAGCAUUUCGGAUCAAAAUCCACACAUUGAGUUGAUGCCAGCCGACAAUAAUAGCCAAACAUGUGCAUGAAAAGCGUCAUUAUACAUGACCUAGUGGAGGAUUCUGAACCAUGGCCAUGGCCUUAAUCUUUAGGAUAACAGGAUGCUGAUAAAAAUAAAUAGCGUAGUUUGUGAAAAUACAUAUAAUAAAAACGUUUAGCUUAAAAAAUGCGAAUAAUUUAA